ACCUUUUGCUCUGCUUUUAAAAUCGUCGAUUACAUCUCUCAGCUAAAGGUGAACAUAAUCUGCCUUCAAAUUACAAUAUUUUCUCUGCUUUAAUUCGACCUGCCAAAAAAGAGCAUGGCAGAUGUAGCUGUGAAUUUCCUAUUGGAGAACUUGAUGCAGUUGUUGCGAGACAAUGCAGAACUUAUUCUUGGAGUAAAAGGCGAGGCUGAGAAUUUACUUCAAGAUCUGAGUGACUUUAAUGCUUUCUUGACACAAGCUGCAAAGCGCAGAACCGAGAAUGAAGUUCUGAGAGGAUUGGUGAAGCGUAUAAGAAAGGUAGUGAACAUAGCUGAAGAUGCCAUUGAUAAAUUUGUGAUUGCAGAAAAGCUUCACAAGGACAAAGGAAUAGCAAGAUAUAUGGACUUGGUUCAUUAUAAAAGAGUCCAGGAUGCAGCAGAAGAGAUCAGAGGUAUCAGGGAAACGGUGAAAGAAAUCAGGCGGAAUAAUAGUUAUGGUCUUCAGGCUCUUCAAGAUGAAGAUCCAGCCCCCGGAGUUGGGGAAGAGAGAAAGCUUCCUGUGGUUGAGGAAGAUGACGUUGUUGGCUUUGACGAGGAGGCCAAGAAGGUAAUUGAUCGUCUUCUUGAAGGAUCAGACAAUUUAAAGGUUGUUCCAAUCGUUGGUAUGCCAGGUCUUGGAAAGACGACACUGGCAAAUAAGAUAUUCAAGGAUGCUACAGUUGAGUUUGAGUUCUUCACUCGCAUUUGGGUUUAUGUUUCACAGUCAUACAAGAGAAGGGACUUAUUUCUCAACAUUAUUAGUAAAUUCAGGCGAAAUACUACACAAUAUUCUCAUAUGUCUGAGGAUGAUUUGGCUCAAGUAAUACGCGAUUAUUUGGGAAGGGGGGGAAAAUAUCUAAUUGUUUUGGAUGAUGUAUGGUCUGGAGAAGCUUGGGAUCGUCUCAAAAUUGCUUUCCCCAACAACAACAAGUGUAAUAGAGUGUUGUUGACCACUCGAGAUAACAUAGUAGCUAAGCAUUACAAUGAUGAUCCUCAUAAGUUGAAAUUUUUAACUGAUAGUGAAGGUUGGGAGUUGCUGGAAAAGAAGGUAUUCCACAAGGAUAAAUGCCCUUCUGAGUUGGAACAACACGGACUAAGUAUAGCCAAAAAAUGUAAGGGAUUACCACUUGCAAUUGUGGUGAUUGCAGGGGCGUUAAUCGGUAAGGGUAAGACAACAAGAGAAUGGGAACAAGUAGAUCAAAGUGUUGGCGAGCACCUCAUAAAUAAAGACCCAGAGAAUUGUAAAAAGCUGGUGCAAAUGAGUUAUGAUCGCUUGCCUUAUGACUUGAAGGCGUGCUUCUUGUAUUGUGGUGCAUUUCCUAAAGGUUUUGAGAUCCCUGCUUGGAAGCUGAUCCGUUUAUGGAUCGCGGAAGGUUUCAUUCAGUACAAUGGACGCUUAACUCUUGAAUGUAAGGCAGAGGAUUACUUGAAUGAUCUUGUCAACAGAAACUUGGUGAUGGUAAUGCAGAGAACUUCUGAUGGCCAAAUUAAAACAUGCCGUAUUCAUGAUAUGUUGCACGAAUUUUGCAGGCAUGAGGCGACAAUGGAGGAAAACCUUUUCCAAGAAGUAAGUCUUGAUAUUAGGCAGUCUGCUCUUGGACAACAAGAACUAGCAACAUACCGUCGCUUGUGCGUUCAUUCCUCUGUAUUAAAAUUCAUCUCUACGAAACCUUUUGGUGAACAUGUAAGGUCAUUCUUGAGCUUUCCAUCAAAAAAAUUGGAGAUGCCUGCUAGAGAUAUUCCAAAUAUCCCGAAAGCUUUUCCUCUACUAAGGGUGUUGGAUGUAGAAUCCCUCACAUUUAAUCGCUUUACCAAGGAGUUUUUCCAGCUAUAUCAUUUGAGAUAUAUAGCAUUCUCAAGCGACUCCCUCAAGAUCAUUCCUAGACAAAUUGGAGGCUUUUGGAACAUGCAGACUCUUAUUGUUGACACACAACAGAGGACUCUUGACAUUGAAGCAGACAUAUUGAACAUGCCACGACUGAGGCAUCUUCACACUAAUGCUUCUGCUAUAUUACGUGCCCCAAAAAGUAGUAAAGCUGCCCUGGUAAACCAAGCCUUACAAACACUUUCGACAAUUGCACCUGAAAGUUGCACGGAAGAUGUGUUUGUGAGGGCUCCAAAUAUGAAGAAGUUGGGCAUUCGUGGCAAAAUAGGUAUGCUUCUUGAGUCAAACGAGUCUGCACUAUUCAACAAUGUUAAGAAGCUAGAGUGCCUUGAAAGUUUAAAGUUGAUUAAUGAUGUUGGUCAAGUAGGCCGGACACCACUAAGCCUUCCUCCAGCAUACAUAUUUCCAAGGAAGUUGCGGAAGCUUACGUUAAUAGAUACAUGGUUGGACUGGGAUCAUGAUAUGUCUAUACUUGGACAAUUGCAGUACCUUGAAGUUCUAAAACUGAAAGAAAAUGCAUUUAAGGGAGAGUACUGGGAGCCAAAAGUUGGUGGUUUUUGUUCCCUCCAGGUCCUGUGGAUUCAGAGAACAGAUUUAGCUGCUUGGCAUGCUUCAGCUGAUAACUUUCCUAGACUGAAGCGUCUGGUUCUUGUAUCUUGUGAAAAGCUUACCGAAAUUCCCCUUGGCCUGGCGGAUGUACGCAGCCUCCAAGUGAUGGAACUGAACGUCACCACCAUAUUAGCAGCAAAAUGUGCACGUGAUAUCCAAACCAAGAAACUCAAGCAAGCUAAUUUGGAAGGUAAUGGUAUUAAAAGCAGCGGAUUCAAGCUAUCUAUAUAUCCUCCUGAUCUCUGAUUGCAACUGCAUACAGCUUCCUUAAUAACGUGUAGGUUUUCAUGAGUGAACUAUAUUCUCCUUGAGUCUCAUACAGCUUCAUUGAUGGUAUGCUAUGUAGUCUGAUCUGCUUUCCGCUGUCCUGUUUUUCGGACCUUUAUGUCGUGCGCUUUGAUUUCGUUAUGCAUGGGAUGUAAUUCAGAAUGGACAAAGUUUAACUUUGUUGGUUACUUUUGCCAUCUGAUUAAUGUAAUUUUAAUCUCUACUAGUACUAAAAUUUGACAUAGCAUGGGGUAUUUAAUUUGCCUACCAAAUUGUGGUGGUGUUUCACUGUUUCUGUAAUAAUUACUCUCUCCAUUUCAAUUUAGAUGAGAUAGUUUGACUCGGCA
Nicotiana tabacum (common tobacco) is the source of this 3143-nucleotide messenger RNA. Its product is annotated as putative late blight resistance protein homolog R1A-3. NCBI's taxonomy places the organism in Eukaryota, Viridiplantae, Streptophyta, Magnoliopsida, Solanales, Solanaceae. Gene Ontology annotation, biological process: defense response to other organism. Gene Ontology annotation, molecular function: ADP binding. The record is from RefSeq and is a predicted model, not a curated record.